AUGUCCCACAAUCUACUUGAUCCCAAGGCGCUGCUGAACCCGCGUCAGCGGUCGCCGAGCGAAUCGUACACUAUAUCCUCUGUUGAACCCUCAUCUUCUACAAGCGGGACUCUUGCCGCACCUAGUCUCGUCGAGGCCGACCUAAAGCAGCUUGAUGCUCUUAGGCCGGACCCUGGCACAGAAGCCGACUUUGUAGUCGCCGACAAUCCUUUCGAUUACAGUCCCGGUCAGCUGAACAAGCUGGUCAAUCCCAAAUCUCUAGAUGCGCUCAGGGCUCUAGGUGGCCUCGAGGGGCUUGCCCGCGGCCUCCACGUUGACAUCGGCGCUGGCCUAGGCGUGGAUGAGGUUGGGAACCAGGUCGCUUCAAACAUGAAGGACCCAUCCGCUGCCAGGAUUCGCGUGUAUGGGCGCAACCAACUCCCACCGAAGAAGCCCAAGUCAAUUUGGAGACUGGCUUGGAUCACCUUCCAGGAGCCGGUUCUCAUCUUGUUGACGGUGGCCGGUACCAUUUCUCUCGCGCUUGGUCUCUACGAGUCCUUUGGUGUCCCCAAAGAACCUGGUGCCUCCGCACCCGUCGAUUGGGUCGAAGGUGUCGCCAUUCUCGCUGCUGUUGUUAUUGUUGUAGUAGUCGCAUCGCACAAUGAUUGGCAAAAGGAAAAGGCUUUUGUCAAACUCAACACCAAAAAAAAUGAUAGGGACGUCAAGGUGCUCCGGUCCGGCAAGUCUAUGCUCGUCAACAUCAACGAUAUCCUUGUCGGAGAUGUUCUAUACCUUGAACCGGGUGACCUGGUGCCUGUUGAUGGCAUCUUCAUCGAUGGGCAUAACGUCAAGUGCGAUGAAUCAUCCGUGACCGGGGAAUCGGACGCGCUGAGGAAGACUGCCGCCGCAAAGGUCUUUGAAGCGGACUCAGGGAGCGCGAAGGAGUUGGACCCUUUCAUCAUCUCCGGCUCUAGGGUUAUUGAAGGUAUUGGAACGUUCCUCUGUACCUCGGUCGGUGUACACAGCAGCUUUGGCAAGAUCAUGAUGUCGGUCCGGACAGAUAUCGAGUCGACGCCCCUACAGAAGAAGUUGGAAGGCCUAGCCGUAGCUAUUGCAAAGCUCGGUGGUGGUGCUUCUCUGCUCAUGUUCUUCAUUCUGCUCUUCCGCUUCUGUGCUUCCCUCCCAGGGGAUAGCAGGCCGCCGGAGCAGAAGGCGUCCACGUUUGUCGAGCUCCUGGUAGUGGCUAUUGCUAUUAUUGCCGUUGCUGUGCCCGAGGGUCUUCCACUUGCGGUGACUCUUGCGCUUGCCUUUGCCACAAAGCGUCUUCUCAAGGAGAAUAACCUUGUAAGAGUGCUCAGGGCGUGUGAGACUAUGGGCAACGCCACUUGCAUCUGUUCAGAUAAGACGGGAACUUUGACUACGAACAAAAUGACGGUUGUCGCCGGCUUCUUUUGUGCUUCCAACUUCACGUCCGAUGUCUCGUCAUGGGCCGCGUCCCUAGCCCUGGACGUCAAAAAGCUUAUCACUCAAUCGGUCACCGUUAACUCCACCGCAUUCGAAGGUGUGCAGCUUGGCACCGAAACCUUUAUGGGCUCCAAGACGGAAACUGCACUACUGCAGCUCGCCAAAGACCAUCUUGGAAUGCAGUCCCUAUCAGAGGCCCGGGCGAACGAGCAGGUCGUCCACAUGGUGCCCUUUGACUCCGCGAAGAAGUACAUGGCCGUCGUCAUCAAGGUGCCAUCGGGCUACAGGCUACUCGUCAAGGGUGCUUCCGAGAUCGUCCUCGGCUUCUGCUCCACCCAGGUGAAUGCAUUGACGGGUGGCAUUGAACCCAUGGACCGCAAAGCCGCAGAGGAUGCUAUCACUGCGUAUGCGCGCAAGUCUCUCCGCACCAUUGGUCUCGUGUAUAAGGACUAUGAGCAGGCCCCUGACAUUGAGUCCUUGAGCGACCUGACACUCCUUGGUGUCGUUGGUAUUCAAGAUCCGGUUCGCCCUGGUGUUCCUGACGCCGUGCAAAAUGCUGUUCGUGCUGGUGUUACCACACGAAUGGUAACGGGAGACAACAUAAUCACUGCCCGGGCCAUUGCCGCGGAGUGCGGCAUCUUCACCGAUGGUAUCGUCAUGGAAGGACCCGAGUUCCGCCGUAUGUCUGAGGAGGAGCGUGACAAGAUCAUCCCUCGGCUGCAGGUUCUUGCUCGUUCGUCCCCUGAGGAUAAGCGUAUUCUAGUUACCCGUCUCAAGGCCCUUGGGGAAACCGUGGCUGUGACUGGUGACGGCACUAAUGAUGCACCAGCCCUCAAGGCUGCUGAUGUUGGUUUCUCUAUGGGUAUUUCAGGCACUGAGGUUGCUAAAGAGGCGUCUGAGAUUAUCCUUAUGGAUGAUAACUUUACCUCGAUUAUUACUGCGCUUAAAUGGGGGCGGGCCGUCAAUGAUGCAGUGCAGAAAUUCCUUCAGUUCCAAAUUACCGUCAACAUUACUGCGGUUAUUCUGUCAUUUGUCACGUCCAUGUACGACGACGCCAUGGAGCCUGUACUCAAGGCUAUACAACUACUCUGGAUCAAUUUGAUCAUGGAUACAAUGGCUGCCCUGGCCCUGGCCACAGACCCUCCUACGGACGCCAUUCUCGAUAGGCAGCCUCAGCCCAAGUCAGCGCCGCUUAUCACCAUCAAUAUGUGGAAAAUGAUUAUCGGUCAAUCAAUCUUCCAGCUUGUUGUUAUUCUGAUCCUUUACUUUAUAGGCGGCGAUAUCCUCAACUAUAACACCAGCAUCACUGAUGAAAGGCUCCAGCUUGAUACUAUCAUCUUUAACGUCUUUGUCUGGAUGCAGAUUUUCAAUGAGCUAAAUUGCCGUCGACUGGAUAACAAGUUUAAUGUUUUUACAGGCGUACACCGUAAUUGGUUCUUUAUCUUUAUUAACCUCAUCAUGGUCGGCCUACAGAUUGCCAUCAUCUUUGUCGGUGGCCGGGUCUUUGAUAUUCACCCUAAUGGUCUCGAUGGUACUCAGUGGGCUAUUUCCAUUCUGAUCGCGGGAUUCAGUUUACCGUGGGGUAUUAUCGUCCGAAUUUUCCCUGACAAGUGGUUUGCGGAAGCUGUCCACUUUGUGGCACCACCUUUUGUCUUUGCGUAUGGGCUCAUGGCCAAGGGGUUCCGCAAAUUCGGCACGCUUUUCAAGAGGUCUAGUAAAUCGGAACCGAAGAAGCGGGUUGAUUCUGAAAAGGUGCAAAUAAGAUGGAGGAGAGCAGGACUGGGGUGCUUGUAG
Messenger RNA from Pochonia chlamydosporia 170, 3237 nucleotides. RefSeq names its product calcium-translocating P-type ATPase, PMCA-type. Gene Ontology annotation, cellular component: membrane; intracellular membrane-bounded organelle. Gene Ontology annotation, biological process: intracellular calcium ion homeostasis; calcium ion transmembrane transport. The transcript has 6 exons. Bases 1 to 3237 code for a protein of 1078 amino acids. Lineage: Eukaryota; Fungi; Ascomycota; Sordariomycetes; Hypocreales; Clavicipitaceae. Gene Ontology annotation, molecular function: P-type calcium transporter activity; ATP binding; ATP hydrolysis activity. The record is from RefSeq and is a predicted model, not a curated record.